This is a messenger RNA of Adineta steineri, 2340 nucleotides long. The record is from the annotation of a GenBank genome assembly. NCBI's taxonomy places the organism in Eukaryota, Metazoa, Rotifera, Eurotatoria, Adinetida, Adinetidae.
AUGGAAAAUAAUUUUGAGAAACUUAUUGCUGACUUAUUAUUAACUCCAUCGUCAAAUAAUAUCCUUAAUCAAAUAAUAGUACAUCUUCAACAACAAACAGAUGAAUUAUUACCUUCAUUUAUUACUCAAUCAUUCCAAUCAUUACUCAUCUUAGAGCAAUGGACAUGGAAAUUACUUGGAGAAGAAUCAUCUGAAUGGAUCCAACAAUCAAAUUAUCUCGAAUUAUUAGAUACCCUUACAUUAUUUAAUCUUACAUUAAUUUUUCAUAAUAAUGAUAUUGAAACUGAUAUCAAAUUCUCACUUCUUAUUCCUGAAAAUACUGAAAUUAUUGAUAAAAUAUUCAAUGAAAUUGAAAAAAUAGAAAAUCAUAAUGAUCCUUUUCUUCGUAUUAUUAGUCGUUGGUUUGAUAAUCUCUCAUAUUUAGUUCACGAACAUGCACAAUUUCCAAUAUCACCCAUUAUUAUUCAUCUAUGUCAACAUAUAGGUCACAAUUAUAUUUUAAAUGAUCAAUAUAAAUUCUAUUUAACUCAACUUUGUCAAACACAAAUUCCACAAUCAAUAUUUACAACUAAACAAUUAUUUUAUAUAAAAACAUGUUCAUUUCUAUUUCGUAUGUAUAUAUGUUCCAAACUUGAUAAAUCACCAUUUAAAGGUAAUGAAUUACUUGAACGAUAUGGUAAUGAUUAUUUAAAAAUCAUUCUUGCACAUUAUCAUACUGUUAAUUCAUGGAGUAAAGAAUUAUUAACUUGUAUAACACAUUUAAUUGAUUUUAUAUGUGCUUGUUGUUGGUGGGGUGAAGAUAAUGCAUUAUAUAUUCAAAUACUUAUUCCAUCAGAACCAAUAUUUUAUGAAUAUAUUCAAGGUCUUAUUCAAAUUAUUGGAGAGAAAACAUUUCAUGAACGUAUAACAUCUCAAUGGUGUAAUGAUGAAACAAUACUUAUUGAUUCAACAUUAAUUUUUUUCUUAGGAUCUUUAUUACAAAUAAAAGAUUUAAGUUGUUUCAUACGUUCAGAAACAAUUCUAUCAAAUAUUAUCUUAGCAAUAGCUCAACAAUCAUGUUAUGACCGUAUAUCAUUAUGUGCAUAUGGAAUUCUUGCAGAAAUCCUAUCAGAUGAACAAUUAAAAGAAUUAAAAAUUACACAUAAUAUAUCGGAAUUUUUUUUUCGGAUUUUGGAACUUGCAUGGCAUCAUCCAACACAACGUUGUAAACGAAUACCUAUUCCACAAUUACUAACAGGCUUUUUAACUCUAUCAAAAAAUGACGCAAUUCAACAGAAAACAGCUGAUUUAAAUAAAAUCUCACUUUUUAUCGACAUAUCUGAACAAUAUCCAAUUGCAUUUAAAAUUAUUUGGGCACUUUCGUUUAAUCAUGAUAUUCAACAACAACUUUGUUCUAGUCGAGUAUUUAUGAAUAAAUUAACUCUUCUGAAAGAAGAAUGUAAAAAUGAAAAAUUACGUAAAAUUAUUUUUGGAAUUCUUUGGAAUCUUGAAUGGAAAGGUUUAGAUCGUACAAUAUCAUCCGAAGUUAGUGAUGGAAAAACAUUUGAUAUUAUGAUUAGUUAUUCACAUAAAGAUGAAUUCAUUUGUAAACAAAUCUAUGAAGAAUUAACCAAAAAUGGUUAUCGUGUUUGGAUUGAUUUCGAUCAAAUACAUGGAAACGUUAUGGAUGCAAUGGCUCAAGCUAUUGAAAAAUCACAAAUGAUCCUUAUUUGUAUGAGUGAACAAUAUCGACGAAGUAAUUAUUGUCGUGCAGAAGCACAUUAUGCAUUUCAACGAGAACUAAAAAUCGUUCCGAUACUUUUACAAGAACAUUAUCAACCUGAUGGUUGGCUUUUAUUUCUUAUUGGGCAAUUGCUUUAUGUUGAUUUUACUAAAUAUGAAUUUCCGAGAGCAAUGGAAUUGUUAAUACAGGAACUUAAAGCUCCUGUUAUAAAAGAGACACAAUUAGUAACUACUCAAUCUAAACAGGAUAUAAAUUCUAUAGUUUCAUUAUCGCCUGGAUUAUUAAUACUUCCAGAAAAUAUUCAUGAAUGGACACAAAUACAUGUACAGAAUUGGUUAAUUGGAUGUAAUUUGAGACAAAUGGCUCGUCUUUUAUAUGAUUUUGAUGGGCCAAGUUUACAUAGUUUAACUGAAUUGAUAACAAAUAGUAAUUCACAAGAAAUUUUGACUUUAUUACAAGAAGAUUCUCUUCGACGACUUAAUGAAAAUAUUUCAUUAUUAGAAUUCGCUCGUUUACGUACUUUAUUAAUCGAGAAACAACGACUAAUGGAAGUUAAACAUGAAGUGAAAAAUAAUAAUUCAACAUUCAAUAUUUUUCAUCAAUGUAAUAUGAUGUAA